Messenger RNA from Betta splendens (Siamese fighting fish), 3280 nucleotides. Its product is annotated as myristoylated alanine-rich C-kinase substrate. NCBI's taxonomy places the organism in Eukaryota, Metazoa, Chordata, Actinopteri, Anabantiformes, Osphronemidae. The transcript is spliced from 5 exons. The coding region runs from base 438 to 2309 and encodes 623 amino acids. The record is from RefSeq and is a predicted model, not a curated record.
AGAGAGAGAGAGAGAGAGAGAGAAUGGAUGGCUGGUAGGAUUUAGCCCCAGCAGUGUCUUUUUCCGUCCAACACAACAAGCUUAUUACCUUUCUGUCCACGCGCUUGGAAACGGAUUUACGCACACGAAAGGAGAAGUGUGAGUCCAUAUUUGGUACAAAUGUCACCUUCUCUCUGGGAGCAGCCUCUUUUACUGGAGUUUGGAGGAGUACGAUGCUGAGUGUCUUUUCACCUCGCCCGUGUUCUCCAUCCUGCUCUCCAUGACCUGAGAGCAACACCACAGCAGGUGGAACGAAACACCAGAGAAGUGAGGAAAGAGGAGGCCAGAAGGCCAGGGAAGAAGGAAGGAAGGAAGGAAGGAAGGAAGGAAGGAAGGAAGGAAGGAAGGAAGGAAGGAAGGACCACAGUUUUUUUGGUUAUCGUUUGUUUUUUUUUGAAAUGGCAGCAACAGAAGCCAGCGCAGCGCCGGUGGUCCAGGAAGAUGGAAAAACUCCUGAGAGCAAAUCAGCAGAAGCAGAGCAACCAGCUAAAAAUGCAAACUCAGAGACUGUCAACAGUGAAGUGGUCGAAAAAGACAGCACCGCCGUCAACAGUGAAGUGGUUGAUAACAAAGAGACUGUGAACAAUGACGCAGCUGCAGCAGGAACCGAGGAGGGCGAAGAAGCAGCGAGCAGCGAGGCAGCACCUCCUCAGAGCUCCGAAAGCGCCUCCUCCGCUGAACCCAAGACCUCAUUCCUGGACUCCUUCCUGCACAAGAGUGGCCUGGGGAAAGUCAUGGCCGGAAGGAAGAAGAAGGAACACAGCACAGCUGCAGGAGGAGCCACAGAGGAGGCAACCGAGGGAGGCGAAAAGGAGAGAGAGAAGGGAGCUGAGGAGGCUGCAGCGGCUGAGGGAGGCACAGAGGGCGAGGCAACAGUAGAGAAAGCUCCAGAAAAUGGGGAAAAGGAAGAGGAGAAGAAAACAGAAAAGGGCAAGCCGGCCGAGAGUAAAUCCACAGUUCGAGAUCUGAUCAGGAAGCCGGUGGCGAGGAUCUUCUCCCAUCGCAGCACAGAGAAGAAGGACGGAGGAGCUGCUGAGGGCCCCAAACAAGUCAAGGUCCGCUCCAAGUCCCUGGACCGCCUGGAAGAUGCAGGGGCCCUCAACACUGCUGCAGAUGCCACCAUAGAGGAGGGAGGAGCAGAGGGAGGAGCAGAAGGAGGAGCAGAGGGAGGCACAGAGGAGGAGCAGAAAGCCCCAUCCUCAGCAGGCACCAAGCACAUGAGGCGCUGGCACUCCUUCAAGAAGCUCAUGGCUCAGAAGACACACAAGAAGAGCGGAGGAGGAGCAGAAGAGGGGAAGGAGGAUGGAGCAGAAGGAGGAGAAGCUGGUGGAGGAGAUUCCUCCACACUGGACUCCAAGGAGUCAGGGCAAAAAAGGUGGAAGCUGAAACGCUCCUGGACCUUCCAGGGCCUGAAGAGGGACCCAUCAAUGGUUGGCAUCAGCAGCAAAGCCAAGGCCUCCGACAAAGACUUUGCUGACAUCACAAAGCCGGAGGAGGCAGGAGGAGCGGAGGGUGGAGAAGAGGCUAAGGCAGAAGGAGGAGCAGAGGAGGCCAAGGCAGAAGGUGGUGAGGACAAAGAGAAGGAGAAGGCAGAAGGCGCAGAGGAGGAGAAGGCAGCGGCCGCAGGAGGCGGGACAGUGACGCAACACGCCAACGAGAUCUGGACCUCGUUCAAGAAACGGGUCAUCCCCAAGUCCAAACGGGCCAACACAGAGUGCGCCCCCGGAGGGGAGGACGAGGCUCCGGCAGCCGCCGCAGAGGACGGAGCAGCAGAGGAAGGUAAAGAUGCCAAGUCCGCCAAGGCCAAGCGCUCACACUUUGGCCGUGCGGUUUCCCUCAAGAACUUCAUCAUGAGAAAGGGUAAGUCCACCAGCGUGGACCUGGGCGAGGGCGCCAAAGAGGAGGAGGAGCCAGCAGAGGCAGGGGAGGCAUCCGCAGAGGGAGGCGCAGAGGGCGAAGCCGCCCCGGCGGCCGAGGAAGCCAACGACCAGGACGCAGCAGCGACGCCGGCGGAGGAGAGCGGAGGGGAGGCGGCGAAGGAGGCGGAGAAGCCCCCGGCUGAGGUGCCAGUGACGAACGGCGAGAAUGGCUGCUCCAACGGUACGAUGGAGGAGAACGCCACACACAAUCACCAGGAGGAGGAGAAGACAACGGGGAGCAGCCCCGUGAAUAAGAGCAAGGAGGCUGGAGGAGUGAAAGAGGAGGCCAACGCCAAGAUCAUCAACGCCACUGCAGCUGUGAACAGUGACAAAAAGGCGGGAAACGUGUGAGGCCACAGAAAGAGGAUUAGAACUGCCCGGGAUUCGCUGAGCAAGGAGCUCUGAACCCCUCCCUGCCCCCACCCAAAAAUCCUCCUCCUCCUCUCCCUUCAUCCCUCCUCCCGAAUAAACGGAGUAAUCACAUGAUAACAGGCGACCACGGUGAGAAGGAGAGGAGAGAGAGGGAGGCUGAGAGAUAGAUAACGAUGCAAUUCAUGUAGAAAAGUGAAAAUGAAUAAUUACUCAGAAAGCAAUAAUUCAAGCCCAUCCAUCCAUUCAUCGUUCAUCCAUCGUUCAUCCAUCCAUCCAACACGUGUAGACAUACAAACAUGUAAAUCCAGUGUUUUUUAUUUGCUUGUCUGUGCGAUUUUUUUAUCAUCUGAGAGAAAAGAAAAAUGCAGAAAUGUAAAAAUUGAAAAUCAAGACAUUCCACUCUCCACCUUUCCUCCUCAUCGAGCGUAGACUCUGCCGACUCUUGACCGGUGGAUUUAAACGACUAAAAAAGCCAAAAAAAGAAAAAAAGACGGUUAGUUUUAUAUCGGCGGCCAUUUUGGUUUGUAGUCCCCCCAGCCGCUUUUCGUCCCUUCCUCGUCCCAGUAGGUUUUUGACAGUUCAGCAGGAUCAUGUUGCUCCAGUGUGUAAACUGCCCUGAGGACUGCCCCUUCCCAACCAACACUGCAAUGUCUUCAGCUCUGUGUGUUAAUGUUUUUAGACUGUUAUAUUGUGUACAUGAAUUAAAAAAGGAAAAAGCACCACUGAAUAUGAAAGUCAAAAUGUUUUUCUUUUUCUGUUCGGAUGGAUUCUCUUUUUUGUUCUUGUUUUAUUUUUUUUUAAACACAUCUCACUGUUUCCUGCAGUCUGACGAUACGCUGUAAUUAAAAAAACAACAAUAAUGAUGAUGUUUUGUUGGUCAAGUUUUCACAUGUCCGCUAGCAAAUUGUCAAGAAAAAAUAGUUCAAUAAAGACUAAAACCUAACAACUAA